GACAUGUAAGACCUAUGUCAUGGCCAGAGGCGACGUUUACUCUUUUUUCAAAUCACACCAAAUAAUUUGUAUCCCCCUGCCGCCCAAUCACCACCGUUCAUUUUUCAAAUCCGCAUUCUACAAUCCGGUCGUCGAGUCCGUCCGUCCGUCCGUCCACGUGUCAGAAAUUUUGACACAUCCGAAAUUCCAACGGGUGUAAGUGUCGUCGUCCGCGAAACGAUCCCGUCCACUGGUAUCGAGCUCGAAUAAUCGACUCGAAGAUAAAAAUCGUAAAAAUCCCCGCGUGACACUGCUUGGAAAUCAUUGGCAACCUUUAAGCAAUCCUAACCUACAAGAUUAUCCGGAAACCUCAUGUAUCCUCGAAAUUAGAAAAUUCUCAAGUGGACUGGACGGUUGCACAUCUGUCAUCUCGAAGACACCAGCGCCUGGAAAUUUGAUAUGGAUGUCGAGCCAAACGCCAGCAGGAACACCGACACACGCGAGACGAGCGCGCAGCGUCUGAUAGCCGAGAGCGGCGGACGAUGCAUGAGCACGCAAGCAAUGCAGUCGCUCUACGACUUCCGACAGAACAACCUCCUUUGCGACGCUGUUCUCAGGCUGGAGGAUGGAGGCGUUUUCCCUAUACACCGGGCGAUCCUGUCUGCUUGCAGCCCUUACUUCAGGACUUUAUUCACAACUACGUUGCACUCACGUGAGAAGACCGAUGUCCUUUUGCCUGGAGUCAGCAGUAACAUGAUGAAUCUUCUGUUGGAAUACGCGUAUCUACGGUCAAUCAAUGUAAACAAUGAGAAUGUGCACCAGUUACUGAUCACCGCCGAUUACUUGAACAUCCUGGGCGUUCUUGAAAUCUGCAGCGAGUUCCUCAAGCAGAAUUUAGCACCUGAGAAUUGCAUUUCUGUCAUGAGAUUCGCCAGGGAGCAUUUAUGUAAAGGAUUAGAGAACAGCGCGUACUGUUAUGUCAUGAGACACUUUGUACAGGUAGCCCAGCGAAGCGAGGAAAUUCUGAACCUACCAAUCGAUGAGUUGACAGCGUUGACAGGAGCUGAUGAGUUGAAUGUGAAAAAUGAGGAUACCGUUUGGGAGCUGGUGCUGAAGUGGAUCAAUUACGACCCCCAGUCCAGGAAGGGUCACAUAGUUGACCUGAUGAAGAACAUUCGGCUGGGCCUGCUAGACACCCAGUUCUUCCUGGAGAACGUGAAGGACCACCCGUACGUUACCGGAAACGACGCUUGUCGCCCCAUCAUCAUCGAGACUUUAAAGUUCUUAUACGACCUCGAGAUCAUCACGCAGAAAGACGGGGAAGUGCCCACGCCGGAAAUAGCGAGGCCCAGGGUGCCUCACGAGAUUCUGUUCGCCAUAAGUGGAUGGAGUGGUAGAACCGCCACAAACUACAUAGAGACCUACGACACCAGAGCUGAUCGGUGGAUCAAGGUGGAGGAGGUGGAUCCAAACGGUCUCCGCUCGUACCACGGAACCGCAGUGGUGGGUUUCAACAUCUACGUGAUCGGCGGCUUCGACGGGACCGACUACUUCAACAGCUGUCGGUGCUUCAAUGCUGUCAAUAAAGUCUGGAGGGAGGUCGCCCCGAUGAACGCCAGAAGAUGUUACGUUAGCGUCGCGGUGCUCAACGACCUGAUUUACGCUAUGGGAGGAUACGACGGGUAUUAUCGUCAAAGUACCGCGGAGAGGUAUAAUUACAAAACGAAUCAAUGGUCUCUGAUAGCACCUAUGAACUGCCAGAGGUCGGAUGCUAGCGCAACUACUUUAAACGGUAAGAUUUACAUCACCGGUGGCUUCAACGGCCACGAGUGCCUGAAUUCCGCCGAAAUGUACGACCCAGAAUUCAACCAGUGGACUCUGAUAGCUCCCAUGAGGUCUCGCAGGAGUGGAGUCUCUUGUAUAUCCUACCACAGCCACGUAUACGUGAUCGGAGGUUUCAACGGGAUAUCCAGAAUGUGUAGUGGAGAAAGGUACAACCCAACCACGGAUGCCUGGAGCCCCAUUCCGGAUAUGUAUCAGUCGCGCAGUAAUUUCGCGAUCGAAGUCAUCGAUGACAUGAUCUUCGCGAUCGGGGGAUUCAACGGGGUUACCACCAUCGAUCACGUCGAGUGCUACGACGAGAAAACGAAUGAAUGGUAUGGAGCAACAGGAAUGAACAUAUGUCGUUCAGCACUGUCAGCCUGCGUGAUCAUGGGACUGCCAAAUGUGAACGACUACAUUCACAAGCACCGUGAACGACUAAUGGAAGAGAAGCGACAAAAACUGUUGGCGUUGGAGGUACACCGUAGCCAGCACCAGCAGCAACAGGAUCAAGCUCAACAAAAUCAUGAGAAUCCAGUAGUCAAUGAGAUUGUACCUGCACCACCUCCCCCAGCACCAGGUGGCAACGAGAGGAAUGAGAGUCGACAAAAUUAGUGAAACGCAGGCACAUUGUGGUCAACUUUGAAACUGGACAGCUCUAGCUUGUUGGAUGGAUGGUAAUUGGAAUAAAAGAAUGAAUAAAAUAAAAGAAGGUAAUUGAAUGAGAGUCAACAAAAUUAGUUAAAAGAGAUAGAUAUAUUAUGGCCAACUUGAAAAGCUCUGAAACUGGAAAGCUCUAGCUUGUUGAAUGGAUUAUUGAAAUAAAAGAAUAGAGGAUUGUUCCUGGUGGUCAACCUGUAAUCUUGUGGAAAAUGAAUGUUUGGACUGUUGGGAAACCUAACCUAUUAUUUGAUUGGAGACAGUGUGAUUCAUUGGAUUGAUUUUGAUCAAGAAGUUGUGAAAGUGAGGAUGUUUGAGCUGUUGGGAAACCUAACCUUUCAUUAUUUGAUUGGAGACCACUCAAUACGUAUCAUCGGAUAGAGGAGACUUGGAAAUGAUGAAAAUAAGAAAGCGUAAUGACAGCAACAGCUCCACGAAUGAUUGAGAAGUUUCGUUGGAUCCUGAUCGAAGUACGAGAGACUGUAUGUGCAAUGGAAGACAUGGUAAUCCGUAUGAGGAUUUCUAUGACACCUUUACUCGAGUUUGUUAAACAACCAGAUUUUUCUUUUUUAUAAGGGACAUGUUUAUAUUAGCAGUUUUUGUGACACGAGUUUAUACAAUCUUUACUGGAUUUAUGACUUUACAUAUGUGAACAAAUUUUGAACGUUGCUUAUAAUAAAGAGAAAAAAAUUGGAACGACAGUCAUUAUGCAAAUAUAUCUGUGAGUAGGAAAAAUGGAAAUGUAAAUUGUUAAUAAAAGGUAAAAAUCUGUAUAGAUGAAAGCCAUGUGAUAUUGUAAAUGACAUUGGAGUUGAUUGAUAUUUGGAAAAUAUCUAUAAAAUGAUAUUAUAUUUAUAUUUUAUGAAAUAAUAUUAUAUUUAUAUUUAUAUUUUAUAAAAUAAUAUUCUUUUAGCUGUAACACAUUUCUCAAGAA
This is a messenger RNA of Nomia melanderi (Alkali bee), 3394 nucleotides long. It is a transcript of the gene klhl10, whose product is annotated as kelch-like protein 10. The record is from RefSeq and is a predicted model, not a curated record. Gene Ontology annotation, molecular function: protein binding. Lineage: Eukaryota; Metazoa; Arthropoda; Insecta; Hymenoptera; Halictidae.